UCAACAAUUUUUUUAUGACAAACACUUCAAUAAUAUUAGUUUGCGGUAAGUGGGGCCAUUUUUUCAAAUAGGAAAAAAAAAAAAGCAUGGGGUGACUGGUAAACCAAUCAGCACCAACUUGUUGCAAAGGAAGAUUCCCCUUUCCGUUCCAAUCCUCUAAAAUACAAUUAGAAAAACAAAUCCUCAUAAUUUAGAUCUAAGACUGCAGUAAUCUCAUAACACAAAUCCUUUGGCUACUAAACCAAGAAAACCCAGUUGUGUUUCCGAGUGGUUGAAUCUUCCAGGCAGAUAAACUUCCAUUUCUUUCUGAAAGUUUCUCCUUAUUUCUGAAAGUUGUGUUUCCAUUUCUUUCCGAUGGUUCAACCUUGAUUUCUACUUUGUUCUUUUUUCUUUUUAUUUCGCUUUCUUCAAGUUCCUUUCUUUUUGUAUUCAGUUUUACUUACUUUUGCUCAAAAAAGAAAAAAAAAAAAACCCAACCUUCAAAUCCCUUUUGAUUGAUUUGAAGUAGUAAGAAUCUUCUCAACACAAAGUGUAUAGUUUGAUUUUGAGCAAAUUAGAGGUAAAGGAGUGUUUGGAUUGACGAUCAAAUUCUUGGAGUUACAACUUCAUAUUGAAGUGCUGGACUAAGCUGGAAGAAUAGCCCAUUGAUUCUCAUACUUCGAAUCCUUCUUCAAUUUGAGCUUGUCAAGCAUGGGUUGCGGAUUUUGUGAGGCUGCUCUUUCUAACACAGUUGGAACACUGGUUGUGGACUGUGUGGUGAAGCCGGUAGGACGUCAACUUGAUUAUGUCCGUCGCUUUCAAGACAAUGUUGAAAAGCUCCUAAAGAAAAAGCGUGAACUUGCAGAUGCACGAAAGCGUCUACAACAUGAGAUUGAGGAAGCUAAAAACCGGCUUCUACUAAUUGAAGAUGAUGUACAUAACUUACAAUCAAGGGCAGACGAAACACUGUCGGAUAUGGGAACUCUGGAGGAGGAAAUCCAACUGAAUAAGAGGUGUCUCAAUUGGUGUCCUAAUUGGAGUUGGAGAUAUCAAUUAAGCAAGAAAGCAAUGAAGAAAAUCCAGGAUAUCUCUGAGCUUUUGGACAAAUUUGGUGAACUUGGACCAGUCGGUUACCGUGAUCUUACUGCCCUUCCCACUAUAGACUUCCUAUGUUCUAAGGAAUUUGUGGUUUCGGAAUCUUCGAAGGCUGCUUUCAAUCAAAUCAUUGAAGCCUUAAAAGAUGAGAAUAUCAACAUGAUUGGGUUGUGGGGGAUGGGAGGGUGGGCAAGACCACCCUGGCUCGUGAAGUUGGAAGUCAAGCUCAAAAACUGAAUUUGUUUGACAAAGUUGUGAUUACGGUUGUGUCUCAAAAUCCAAAAUUUGAGAGAAUUCAAGAUCAAAUUGCACAAUACAUACGCUUUGAUAUGAAGAAUGAACAAGGAAGAAGAUCAGAGCAAGACUUAUGGUUAAGGCUGAAGAAUGAACCGAGGAUUCUUAUCAUCCUUGAUGAUAUUUGGGAAUCUAUCAACUUAAAGGAGAAGAUAGGAAUUCCAAUUGGGGAUGAUCAUAAAGGCUGCAAAGUUCUUUUAACAACACGCCGUCAACAAGUAUGUCGAGCUAUGGAUUGUCAAAACGUGGUACAACUUGGCUGUUUGGAUGAUGAUGAAGCUUGGACUCUGUUUGAAAAGAAAGCAGGUCUAGAUGACUUUUCUGAUGAUUCUAUUAGAACCCCAGCAAAGAAAAUUGUCAAAAAGUGUGGGGGUUUGCCUAUAGCUAUAGUUCCGCUGGCAAGUGCCUUGAAAGGUAAAACCCAUCAUGAGUGGCAAGCUGCAUACCGGAGACUCAAAGAUCGUAGAUUGACUGAAAUUGAGGAUGUUGAAGAAAAUGCCUAUGUAUGUCUUGAGGCGAGCUUCGACUACUUGAAGAAUAUGGAGACCAAGACAUGUUUCUUGUUGUGCUCUUUAUUUCCUGAAGAUGAUGAGAUUUAUGUGGAGAACUUGGUAGGCUAUGCAUGGGGACUGGAGUUGUAUAAAGGCAUGGACUCAAUUAAAGAUGUUAGAAGUGAAGUGCUUGCAUCAAUUGAGGCCCUCAAGAACUCCGGUUUGUUGCUAGAUUGCGGAGAAAGGCAUGUCAAAAUGCAUGAUGUGGUUCGCCAAUUUGCUUUGUGGAUAGCAUCUUCAAGAAAGGAGAUUUCUUUUGGGACUGUUGAAACACUCCCGAUGGAUGAAAGUUUCAAGUAUUACACAGCAAUCUCCUUCGAAACUGAUCAAACGGAUGAACUUCCUAAAGAAGUGGGUUUUCCAUACCUCAAACUUCUUUUACAUGGUGGCAAUCGUUUCACGGAAACUUCAAGCGAAUUCUUUGAGGGUAUGAAGGCAUUACAAGUUUGUGCUUUGAAUUAUCGAUUGAUAUCUCUGGCUGCAUUUAAGUUUAAUAUGAACCUUCGAACUUUGUGUUUGAUUAAUUGUGAACUCUCUGACAUCUCGAUGCUUGGGAAGCUGAAGUCACUUCAUAUUCUCUCUUUAAGUCUAUCUGAUGUCACUGAAUUGCCGACUGAAGCUGGUGAUUUGGAAAAUCUAAGACGGUUGGAUUUAUCGUAUUGCGAUAAUCUACGACGAAUCGCUCCUAAUUUAAUACAAAGAUUGUCCAAUUUAGAAGAACUAUACUUGCAUGGUUGUAGUUCAUUAAAAUGGGCGACUGAGAAUUCAACUAAAAAGGAAAGCUAUUCCAGCCUAUCAGAGUUGAAUUCAUUGCCAGAGUGGAUUGUAAUAUCAUUGGAUAUUUCUUCUAAACAUCUUCCAGAUGGCUUUGUGUUUCGUAGAUUUUGGAGCUUUGAUUUUUGCAUUGGCAUAAGAAGAGAAAGUUGGUAUGAAAAGAGGCACCUUGAAAUUUGUCCAAUCUCAAGAUCUUUGAGAAUCGGUAAGUCUGUAGAUGCAUGCAAGCAACUAUUUGAAGAUGUAGAAUCUCUUGAAUUGGGUGAUGUGAAGGGUCACCCAAACCUUAUUCCGAGCUUGGACUUGGGAUUUAGUAAGUUGACUUCUCUAGAUCUUCGAUGGUGCAACUCUAUGCAAUGCCUAAUUGAUGCAUCAAAGCAACAGGUGCCAAUCACUGCAUUCUCUAAUUUGAGAAAGUUAUCAUUAAGUUGUAUGUUUGAUUUGGAAGAGAUGUGCAAUGUUCCCCAGCCGCAAGGUUUUUUACAAAAGCUUGAAGAGGUUAAAGUUGAAGGUUGUUAUAAUAUGCAAGUUUUAUUCCCGAUUGUUGAAUUUAGGGGCAUAGAACAGGAAGGGCCCAGUCGUCAUUUAAGCCUCCAAAGUCUGAAGAUUGUUGAAAUAGAGGGAUGCGUUAAUUUGAAAUAUAUCUUCCCAAUGUCAGUUGCUAAUAGCCUUGGGCAAUUGCAUACUUUGAAGAUAAAGAGUUGCUCACAAUUGGAAGAUAUAAUCCAAGACAGACCAUUGGCAUACAAAUGUCUACUCCAAAGUCUAAGGGAUGUUUCGUUGAUUGAUUUGCCUCAAUUGAAAGGAAGGGAUGUGAACGACAUUAUGUUCACACAAUCAUCUUUGCAGAAGUUAAAAGUGCACAAUUGUCCAUGCAUUAGCACAAGAAGAGAAAGUUGGUACGAAAAGAGGGACCUUGAAACUUGUUCAAUCUCAAGAUCUUUGAGAAUCGAUAAGUCUGAAGAUGCAUGCAAGCAACUAUUUGAAGAUGUAGAAUCUCUUGAAUUGGAUGAUGUGGAGGGUCACCCAAAACUUAUUCCGAGCUUGGACUUGGGAUUUAGUAAGUUGACUUCUCUAGAUCUUGGUUGUUACCACUCUAAGCAAUGCCUAAUUGAUGCAUCAAAGCAACAGGUGCCAAUCACUGCAUUCUCUAAUUUGAGAAAGUUAUCCUUAAGUGAUAUGUUUGAUUUGGAAGAGAUGUGCAAUGUUCCCCAGCUGCAAGGUUUUUUACAAAAGCUUGAAGAGGUUAAAGUUGAAAGCUGUUAUAAUAUGCAAGUUUUAUUCCCGAUUGUUGAAUUGAGGAGCAUAGAACAAGAAGGGCACAUUCGUCAUUUAAGCCUCCAAAGUCUGAAGAUUGUUGAAAUAGAGGGAUGCGAUAAUUUGAAAUAUAUCUUCCCAAUGUCAGUUGCUAAUAGCCUUGGGCAAUUGCAUACUUUGAAGAUAAAGAGUUGCUCGCAAUUGGAAGAUAUAAUCCAAGACCGACCAGUGGCAUACAAAUGUCUACUCCAAAGUCUAAGGGAUGUUUCAUUGAUUGACUUGCCUCAAUUGAAAAAAAGGGAUGUGAAAGGCAUUUUGCUGACACAGUCGUCUUUGCAGAAGUUAAAAGUGCACAAUUGUCCUCAAUUGACACAUUUUUUUAUUUCGACUACGAUACAAGAAUUGGUGUUUGGGAAGAUGACAAAUCAACAAUUGAGCAAUUUGCAUUCAUGUAAAUACGAGGAAUUGGAGCAAGAUCAAACAUCACCACAACAUCAUCUUCUACCUAUUUGCUUUCCAAAUCUGAUUCUAAUUGAUAUCUUGGAAUGUGAAAGCUUGAAAUCUCUCUUUCCAAUUAUUGUUGCUCAAGGUAGCUCUAAAAAAUUAAAUGCGCCCAAUUUACAAAUUCUGAAGAUAAAGAGGUGCUUUGGAAUGGAAGAAAUAAUUCAAAACUCACCAGUAUCAACCAUAAGCUUCCAAUGUCUAAGGGAAGUACAAGUUACAGAAUGCAAUAAUUUGAAAUUUCUCUUCCCAAUGUGUGUUGCUAAUAAUCUUGGGAGAUUGCAAACCUUGAAGAUAGAGAGAUGCUUUGGAAUGGCAGAAAUAAUCCAAGUCUCACAAGUAUCAACCAUAAACUUUCAAUGUCUAAGGAAAGUACAAGUCACAGAAUGCAAUAAUUUGAAAUUUCUCUUUCCGAUGUGUGUUGCUAAUAGUCUUGGGCAAUUGCAAACUUUGAAGAUAUGGAGUUGUUCUCAAUUGCAAGAAAUAAUCCAAGGAUCAGAAGUGUUAAUCUCAAUGGCUCAAGGUCUUCCACGAUUGAAUGAAGUUGAGUUGAUUAAUUUGCCUCAAUUGAAAGGAAUGGAUAGAAACAACAUCGUGCUGACAUCGCCAUCUUUGCACGUGUUAAAAGUGAGAGAUUGUCCUCAAUUGACACCUUCUAUCGUUUCACCUAAUAUACAAAUAUUGGAGUUCUCGGGGAUGACAGAAAAGAAGCAAAUAAGCAACGUGACAGUCCCUGAAAGGAGAGAAGGAACAUCAAUAUGUAUGGAAUAUUUAACAAUUUCCAAUUUUGAAGAGUUAUUUGAAUAUCCUGGAUAUAAUCUUUCAAGUCUGGAGAUCCUAACGUUGUCCGAUCUCACUGAAUUGCGGGUGAUAUGGAGUGGUCCAAAAUUAGAGCAGGUGUUUGAAGGAGAUGAGUCAAAUGUGAGUAAGGACAAAGAGAAAGUGAUACACCUACCUCGAUUAACCGACUUAGUGCUUCGUAACCUACCAAAUCUCGCGAGCUUCAGCCCUGUGGGUUAUCAUUUUGUUUUCCCAUCUUUGACGUACUUAAUAGUAAAAGGUUGUCCCAACAUAACCACAAGAUUUAGUGUUGAUUCAGAGAAAUCAGUGCAUGCCAAAACACAGGCAAGCCAAUCAGUUGAUGAAAUUACAGUGGAAGAAUCUGCUACAGCUCAAGAUACUGCAUGGCCAAUUGGUAGUGAUAUAGACUGGUGGACCAAAGAGGAAGAUGAAAGAGAUUUUGAAUUUUAAAAUGAAUGGAGCAGUAAAUGAAGUUAUUUCUAUUUAAGGAGUUAAUUUGAAAAUUAAUCAUUGUGAUGCCAUUUAUUCGUUAUUUUAUACUAAUGUGAAUUUGAAGAGAAUAGUUUAACCAUAAA
Molecule: messenger RNA, 5827 nt
Organism: Gossypium arboreum
Lineage: Eukaryota; Viridiplantae; Streptophyta; Magnoliopsida; Malvales; Malvaceae
Exons: 8
Coding region: 1404-5702 (1432 amino acids)
Molecular function (GO): ADP binding; protein binding
Source: RefSeq, a predicted model, not a curated record